Messenger RNA from Magnolia sinica, 948 nucleotides. RefSeq lists its product as uncharacterized. The coding region runs from base 1 to 948 and encodes 315 amino acids. The transcript has a single exon. Gene Ontology annotation, molecular function: zinc ion binding. The record is from RefSeq and is a predicted model, not a curated record. NCBI's taxonomy places the organism in Eukaryota, Viridiplantae, Streptophyta, Magnoliopsida, Magnoliales, Magnoliaceae.
AUGGCCAUUGAUGCAAAAGAUGAUGUGUUCCCAGUCUCAUAUGCAUUUGUUGAAUCAAAGAACGUAGGGAAUUGGAAAUGGUUCUGUGAUGAGUUGGCUCAAGUCUUGGAAUGCAUACUUAAAUUAACAUUUAUGUCAGAGAGAGAAGAAGGGAUUCUUGAUGUGGUUAGUGAUAUCUUUCCAUAUGCAUCUCAUCGUUACUCUCAAGAGAGUCUGGUUGGAGAAAUUUGCCUAAAGUUCAACUGUGGGGAUUUGAAUAAGCUUUUUAAGAGUGCAGUUUAUGUAGGGGGUCAUUCUGAAUUCGAUGCUUGCAUGUGUGAAAUUCAUGAUAAAUAUAAAAAAGCAUGGAAUAUUGUAAAUGAUAUUAAUCCUGAACACUGGGCCACUUCUCACUUUGAAGAGAAGCUUUAUUUUGAAGAGGGUUGUUAUUUUGACGUUGUAGGUGAAUGGUGGGAUAAGUUGGAGGGAUGGAGAAAGGUGCCUAUCAAUAGGGUGUUGGUAAACUUGCUCGAUUAUAUGAUAGAGAUUUUUAAUGAAAGGCUUAAUGAAAGUUCAAGCUGGGACACACAAUUCGUUCCUAGAGUUGAACAAAUUAUUUGUGUAGGAAAGAUAACGUCAGAAAAUUAUUGUGCAUCAGGUGGUGCAGCAGAGUUUGAAGUUCAUGAUGUGAACAAUGCAAAUGCAGAUCCAAAUAAGGUGGAUCUUAAAUGGCAAACAUGCUCUUGCCUUAUAUGGCAAAGGUGUGGGUACCCUUGUGAACAUGUCAUUGCAGCUAUUGAAUACAGUGGACGUAAUGUGUAUAACUACUUUGAUGUGUACUUCAUGGUUGCCAAAUACAGCGAGAUAUAUUCAGAGGUUAUUAAUCCUUUGCAUUUGGCUAAAAAAAGCCUAAGCAAAGGGAAUAAGAAAAAAUAUGUAGAGUCUGAGGAGGUGUCUCUGACUGAUUAG